Molecule: messenger RNA, 3431 nt
Organism: Manis javanica (Malayan pangolin)
Lineage: Eukaryota; Metazoa; Chordata; Mammalia; Pholidota; Manidae
Source: RefSeq, a predicted model, not a curated record
CUCAUAGUAAAGUGCUUAAUAGAUGGGAGUCAUUGAAAUGUUUGCCACCAUCCCCGUCAUCAUUAUUGAUGCUGUUGAUGAAAAGUUGGGAGUCGCUCUCUGCAGUUAAGAGAAAGGGUAAUGACACUCUUCUCUCUGGGGACAGAACUGCCCCGCCCUCCAUCUGUGUGGUUUGAAGCAGAAUUUUUCCACCACACACUCCACUGGAUGCCCAUCCCGAACCAGUCUGAAAGCACCCUCUAUGAAGUGGAGCUCUUGCGGUAUGGAACGGAGGCCUGGACGUCCAUUCCCAGCUGCAGCCGGACCCUGGUGCUGUCCUGCGAUCUCACCGUGGCGACCCUCGACCUGUACCACAGCAGUGGUUACCGAGCUAAAGUCCGGGCAGCAGACGGAAGCCAGUACUCCAACUGGACCACCACCCAAACCCGCUUCUCCGUGGAUGAAGUGACUCUGACAGUUGGUAGUGUGACGCUUAAGAAGCACAACGGUUUCCUCCUUGGGACAAUCCAGCCCCCCAGGCCCAAGGUGGCCCCUGCAGGCGACACAUAUGAAAGCAUCUUCCCAAACUUCCGGGAGUACGAGAUUGCAGUUCGCAAGGUGCCAGGAAACUAUACGUCCCCAAACAAGAAGGUAAAACAUGAAAACUUCAGCCUCCCAGUGCCUGGAGAGGAGGGAGAGUUCUGUGUCAAGGUGAGACCGUCCGUCGGCUCCCGACUGAACAAGGGACUGUGGUCCCAGGAGGAGUGCUGCGUGCUCACCCCACAGUAUUUCACUGUGACCAACCUCAGCAUCUUCUUCGCCUCCGUCCUGCUGCUCAGCGGAGCCCUGGCCUACUGCCUGGCCCUCCAGCUGUACGUGCGGCGCCAGGGGAAGCUGCCCGCGGUCCUGGUCUUCAAGGAGCCCAGUCCCUUCAGCCUCAUCAGCCAGCUUCCCUGGCCAGAGGCCAGAGACGCCAUCCAUGCCCUGGAUGAGGAGGCCCUCCCCAAAGUGUUCCCAGAGCUGAGGAACUCGGAACUGCAUGGCAGCACUGACAGUGGCUUUGGCAGCGCCAAGCCAUCCCUGCAGACCGAAGAGCCCCAGUUCCUCCUCCCUGCCCCCCAGCCCCAGGCCAGGGGGACCCUGAGGCAGGGGGCAGCCCUGGGGCUGGAGAGCAGCAGCGACAGCACGGACAGCGGGAUCUGCUUGCAGGAGCCCAGCCUGAGUCCCGGCCCGGGGCCCGGCUGGGAGCAGCAGGAGGGGAGCAACAGCCAGGGCCAGGACGACAGUGGCAUCGGCCUAGCCCAGAACUCCGAGGGGCAGCCUGAGGACACACAGGGUGGCUCAGCCUUGGGCCACGUCAACCCCCCAGGACUGGAAGGGCCUGGGGAAGAAGACCCAGCCGUGGUGGCAUUCCAGGGCUACCUGAAGCAGACCCGAUGCACAGAUGCACUGGAGGAAGACUUCUCCCUAGCAGAUGGCCUUGGCCCCAAAUUCAGGACGUGCCUGGAUGCCGAGGCAGGGUGGCCUCCACCAGCCCCGGCAAAGGGCUAUUUGAAACAGGACCCCCCAGGAACGACUCUCACCCCCUCAGGGGCCCCAGCGGGACAGUGGAACCAACCAGCCAAGGAGUGGCCGCUCCUGGGCUUUCCCAGCAGCGGCGACCUGGGAGCAUCUGACUGGAGCUUUGCCCAGGAUUUUGGCGCUCUGGACUGUGGGGCAGCCCCAGGUGGUCUCCUGGGCAGUUUUGACUCAGACCUGGUCACCCUGCCAUUGAUCUCCAGUCUGAACUCGAAUGAGUGACUCAGGCCAAGGGACCACUUACGAUCUCAGCCAAGCCCUGCCCAGACCACGGGAAGGGGCCCCAGGGCUCAGAAGUAAAGCAUGAGGCCAGUCUGGGCACUUCUCUGCCAGCCCAGCAAGGGGCGAAGGUGCCCAGGGCAGGGGGAGGCUGCCUGGAUGAACUAGAGCAGGGUGUGUGGGUGGCACUCGUGUGCUCUGCGGACAGGGCCCUAUAGACAGCUUGGGAGGGCAGAGCAGAGACCUCCCUCCUCAGAACUCUUCCUGUGUCCUUUAAGGAUUGGUUGCUCAGGGCAACCAUGGGGUUUUCUGGAGUUGUGAGGCCACCAGGCUGAAGUCAGCUCAGACCCGGCCUCCCGCUUAGGCCGGCCACAUGUCAGGGCCUCCAGCAGGGUGGAGGGCUGGGAAGAUGGGGGCUUCAGGGUCUUGCUGCAGGAGUAUUUCUAGGGGGAAGGAGGGAGCAGAGACCAAGUUCCAUGUGUGGGAUGGUCAGCACUGGCCAUCAGCCUGGGAGCGCACAUGGCGAAGCCCCCUUCUGGCAGUCUCUGUCAGGGAGCUGCCUGUCACGAGGAUCUCAAGGUGCGUCUGCCCUCGUCAGCCAAUCAUCCAUCACUGUGGAGCCAUAGGGGGACGAAGCCCCCAGUGGCCAGGCCACUCACUAUGCCACCCAUCUCGCUGACAGUACCAGAGAAACCACGGUUGAUGGUAUUGGUCAAGACUCAGCCCUUCAGGUGGCCUCUGUGCACCAGCUCUUUUGCCUCAGAGGGUCAGGAUUAGGACUGCUCACACCCAGAGACAGGCCCACAGGACAUGGCUCUGGGCUGGGAUCCCCGCUCUCUCAGUGUCCAGCUUGUCCCACCACUUGUUGGAGGGCCUCAGUUAUCCAUCUAUGAAAUAAGGACUCAGUCUUUGGCAGGCCCUCCAUGCUGGGUGUUAACCAAGAUGGCCACUGGGCCGAGAGAGGAAGUGGACGGCAGAGCCAUGUCUGCACCGAGCCAGCCUGCUUCUCAUGCUGAGCACGGACAUCUAGCAGCAGCCCGUGGUGUCCUGCUCAGACAGCUACCAGACGCUGUGCCCAAAAGGACAUAGGCUUUCCCACAGUCAGUUUGAAAUCUGCUAAGCCAGUUUGCAGUCUGUGGGCCAGGAAGCUGGGAGGAGUGACAGGCCUGGGGUGUGCCCCCUGGAGUUCUCCAUUGGCCCUGCAUCUCUCUGUGGCAUGCCAGUAGGCAUUCCAGCCAGGGAACCAGUCAGAACCCCUCCAUUCUGCCAAAAAGCUCUUAGGUGCCAGUCCAAUAACUGAACUCCCUCAGGAAACUCAGGCUUGAGGGCUUCCUCAGGGUGCCCUUGAAGGCUUAUUUUAUUUAUUUUGUUCAUUUAUUUAUUGAAGAAGCAGCCAAGGACAGUGAAAGAAUUCUGAGUGUCCCCAGAGUCUGGGAGUUCCAGUUCUGACUCCGCUGUUUGUAGCAUUGUGUGACCUUGGGAAAGUCACUUUUCCUUAUCUGUAAACUGAGGAACCUCAGUUUCCUCAUCUGUAAAACUAGAAAACAAUGCCUGGCUUGUUUAAUUCACAAGGAUGUGGAGGUGGAUCAGAUGAACACAAAGCUCUGUAAAUGAGUGAUGAUAUUUUUUAUGUCAAUAAAUUGUCAGGACAAGAA